Molecule: messenger RNA, 1456 nt
Organism: Leptinotarsa decemlineata (Colorado potato beetle)
Lineage: Eukaryota; Metazoa; Arthropoda; Insecta; Coleoptera; Chrysomelidae
Product: tubulin polyglutamylase complex subunit 2
Biological process (GO): protein polyglutamylation
Source: RefSeq, a predicted model, not a curated record
UAUUUAUAACAGAAGUAUUGUCUUCAAGACAGGAAUAAAAAAUAUCUUCAAAGUGUCAUAAAUAAAUAACAAAUUUGCUUUGUCAAUAUCUUUGUCAGUUUCAUUAACAAUGUUUUGAGAAAUGAAUAAUGAAAGCAAUGGGAUUCGUCGUUGACAAAGUUUCCGAAGACUCUUUUUACGAAAACCUGCUCCUGGGCCUGUCGAAAGUUCUGGAAAAAAAUCCCUGCAUUUCGAAUCUAUCCCUCAAACGCCUUUCCGGCGUCAGGCAAAUCGAAAUACGUUCCUGGGAGCAUAACAACGGGAUCAUCCUACCAGAAGACCUUAGAGCCUUUUAUUUUUCCACAAACGGAUUUUUGUACACGUACGACUUUUCUUACGACUAUUCCACGGGAGACCAACGCCUAAUCCGGCAAGGAAAAAUAGAAGUUAACCCACUAGAAGAGCUCGUGAGAACAUACGGCUAUGAGACGAAGAACCUUGCUCAAGUGGAACAAAUCGGGAAAAAGUACAAACUAACUCUGUCGCGCGACAGCAAAGUCUUCGAGCUUUGCACUGUGGACGACCACGCCAAAGUAGUCUUAGUGUAUACGACUUCCUACUCCAUCCCGAGCAUCUGGCUCUAUACCGCUUCCAUGUCUUUUAGCUUUCUAGCGGAGGACUUCACCAUCUACUUCCGGAUGUGCAUCGCCCACUUAGGCAUUCCUUGCUGGCAAUACAUUGUUUCCAAGGACGGUUUGCCCGAGUGGACGAAAGAGAUGUUUCUGCUGAUCGCCCCUGGUGUGCUUAGCGAAGAUCGGAACCUGAUUGAAGUUCCGAAGUUUAAUCUAGACGACGUUAAUAAGAUCGAUGUUAAUAUCUUCACGUCGAAUAGUUCAGUCAACGAACGCAGUGCAGCACUGCAGGGGGUACAACAAAACAAAGUCAAGGAGAAAAAAGUGAAAGGCGCGCCGAAAAGGCAUGUUAGUGCAAAACCGGGCAAAAAAGUAGGGAUGUGAACGUAAUAAAGUUGGGUGAAUAUUAAGGAUUUUCUUUUUGAGGCCCUAAUGCCCGUAUUUUCCGUAUAUCAUGCAAAACUAAACCCUACUAAACUCAGCUGAAAAUUUGAGCUCAGCUUGAACUAAGCUCUCCAAAGCCCAAAAUACAUGUGGCAACCCCUUGAAAUUGCUGAAAUUUUUCAUAUACGCUCAUCAAGUACAAUAAACAUGGAAAAAAAGGAAUUUAUGCCAAAAUCAAAGAUUUUUCACUGGUCAAAAUUGUAAAAGCGAAGUAGAAGUGAUCUCAGGUACAAACAAGUUAUUCCAUAUUUUAGAUACUCAAUCCUGGCACAUGGAAGCAGAAAAUUUCCUUAUUGUGAAAGUACACAAAAGAUAAAUGAAAUUACUGGAAAUCGAUACAGCUAAUAAGAAAAAUAUGUGAACUUUCAAAGUACAUUUCGCAUUGAAUAUAUCUAACACAU